Messenger RNA from Ordospora pajunii, 1077 nucleotides. RefSeq lists its product as uncharacterized. Lineage: Eukaryota; Fungi; Microsporidia; Ordosporidae. Bases 1 to 1077 code for a protein of 358 amino acids. The transcript has a single exon. The record is from RefSeq and is a predicted model, not a curated record. Gene Ontology annotation, molecular function: metal ion binding; mRNA binding.
AUGGAUGAAUUUGGAGGGAAACACAGGGAGAACCUGUGGCAGAUAGAAACGAGCAGCAUCCAGAUAUCCGAUCCUGGUACAGAAUCACGGCAUAAAUGCAAGUGCAUGUACAGGCAAACGGACCUUGCGCAAUUAGGCGAUGUUUGUGUGUGCUCUGCAUACGAUGAGACGCCAAAGCAGCCGCGUAGAAGCACAUGCCUUCAUUCAUCAACACUCUUGGCGAAUAAGGCUACAGAGCAGCAAGCGAAUGGCCACAGUAAGAAACACGUGUACACAAAUUCACGUGAUACAGGCACUGAUGCUCAUGCCGCAUACACCCACUCUGCCAAAGGCCCACAUUACAACAAGAAAUAUCAACUGUAUAAAACAGAAAUGUGUAGGAGCCACUCAGAGGUUGGCUACUGUAAAUAUGGGGACAAGUGCCAGUUUGCACACAGUGAAGCCGAGCUAAGAUAUGUGCAAAGACAUCCAAAGUACAAGACAGAAACAUGCAAGACAUUCUGGGAGGAGGGAAGCUGUCCAUAUGGCAAAAGGUGCUGCUUCAUUCACAUUCCAAACAUUUCACUCCACAAUCCAAAGGAUGUGCACAAAGGGCAUAGAAAGGUAGGCAGGGCUCUUGCUGAUUCUUGCCGUGAUUUUUCAGAAGCCAAACCAGACAAUCCCGGAAGUGCUGUUGUGUGCACACAAAUAAAUGUGUCUGAGAUCACAGAUAAGCACCACUGUGACGAUUCCUGGAUGCCGAAUGAUAUUCCUGGAUCUCAGGCGUUUUCUGGUGAUCUGAGCAUCCGUGCUUCAUUACAACAGCGUGAUCCAUGCAACGAACGCCGAUUUUCAGAUUGUGCUAGCUAUUCAUUCGAUCCGAUUGUUGAGGAUUGCAGCGGAGACAUGAUGUUGAAAAGACCCUUUUGGGAAGAAACGAGCCUGUCAAUAUGGAUGGACGAUGGCAUUGAGAUGUUCUAUCCAAACCGUGUUGCUAGGAAAAUGCGGAGUGGAGGGAUGUUUGCACCCGGGGGAAUUGUGUGCAAAGCAUUGAAUAAGAAAGUAUCACAGUUUGUGCUUGAGCACCUGGGAAUGUAA